Messenger RNA from Corythoichthys intestinalis (scribbled pipefish), 1025 nucleotides. RefSeq lists its product as uncharacterized. Lineage: Eukaryota; Metazoa; Chordata; Actinopteri; Syngnathiformes; Syngnathidae. The coding region runs from base 345 to 728 and encodes 127 amino acids. The record is from RefSeq and is a predicted model, not a curated record. The transcript is spliced from 3 exons.
GCGUGUACGCCAAGAAGUGCGUUUGCAUGUUUAAGUGCGGGGCGCCACGUAGGCAAAGUGCAGAAGAAGAGAACAAGACGUGACCAAUCGUGGAAGAAGAAGCAGUACUAGACCGGCGGUGCGUGCGUGGCGCUGCCCGCGAAACGAAGCUCAUUUGCGGAGAUAGAAGACGGUGAGGCACCGCCACCUUGACGGGCUCCGGAGAGGCCGAGCAGCUCGAAGAAGGCCGGCCAGGGUGAGCCGCUUCCCGCUUGGAGCUCGUCGUUCGACUCGGUGGCUCGUCGGAGGCUCAACAGUGACAAACACUGUCAAGUUUCUCCUGUGCCAGGUGCGACUCGAGCACGAUGGUUAAGAAUGUGAAUAACGUAAACUUGGAGCCCCUGGCUGGGACCACCCUGGCCUCGGACCAAACAGAGCCUGCCUGUAGUGAGCCUGCAAACGAUUCGCCGAAAGACCACGCAGCGGCACAACCCGGCAUGGUGUGGCGGGUAACUGGCGGCCUCUUCAACGUCACCAAAGGCGUGGUGGGUGCGGCUGUAGACGGCGUGGCAUGGGUGGGCGGCAAGAGCCUGGAGAUCACCAAGAGCGCUGUCAGUGCAGUGCCUGCCGCCGGCGCUGGCCUGGUCAAGGGGGGCGUGGCCGCCGUGGCUGGGGGCGUGUCCUCGGUGGGCUCCACCGUGGCUAACAAGGUCCCCUUCGUCGCCAAGAGGAAGGACAAGGCGGAGUGAUGGAGAGAAAGCCAGCAGAGACUGGAAUCCGUUCGACAAUCAGGUGGACGAGCGGAUCACUCUUUGGUCUUUCAGUCCACGCACGUUCAAAUAUUUGGACGUUUGUCUUCAGUUUCACUAGUCUCAAUUUCAAGCUAAUGGAGAGAUUUGUUAUAUAUAAAGAGUGCUGGGGCCACGCUACGAGGAAAAAAUAUAGUAGUAGUCGAUGAAUGUACAAGAUGGAUUAAAAAAAAAAAAAAAGUUUUCUUUUAUUGUUGCAAGGGAUCACAGUAGUGCAUCGAUUUUUUUUUUUUUUUU